Molecule: messenger RNA, 564 nt
Organism: Schistosoma bovis
Lineage: Eukaryota; Metazoa; Platyhelminthes; Trematoda; Strigeidida; Schistosomatidae
Source: the annotation of a GenBank genome assembly
AUGUUAAUAGGUAAUAAAGAUAUCAGUCAAGACUUACUGGAUUAUAAAGACAAUAACAGUAAUUCCGAACGACUAUGCAGUCCGACUUUACGUAUUUCACGCCGAGGCACUCUUGAUGCUUCAUGGAUGGCUGAAGCCACGCAUCGUAUUCAUAAUGUACUAUCUACAGUUCGUCAUAAUUUAUGCCUCAUGCUAAUAUUACCCGAUAUGGAGCAAACUAAUAAGUAUCUGGACAAGGAAUCUAAACUGAAUAAUCAGUCGAAUACUGAAAGUACGGAUGUAAAAACAACAAUAAGUCAUUGUUUUUCACUACACACUUUAAUUGCUUAUUUAAAAUUAAAACAAUCAGCUGGUAUAAUCUGUCCAAAUGAAGAAAAAGUACUACAAGAAUCAUUGAAUACUAGUUCCGAGAAAACAACUACAACACGACGUUCAUCUUUGAUAGUAUAUUUAUUUGCACCAAGUAGUUUUGCAUUAAGUUUAUUAAAACAAGCAGCACCUUGCUUAAGUUCAGACUUGGCAACAACAAGUGAUUAUAUGGUUCUUUUAGCAUUAAAGCGGUAA